Molecule: messenger RNA, 489 nt
Organism: Lottia gigantea (owl limpet)
Lineage: Eukaryota; Metazoa; Mollusca; Gastropoda; Lottiidae
Exons: 4
Coding region: 1-489 (162 amino acids)
Source: RefSeq, a predicted model, not a curated record
AUGACAACAAAAACGUACCAAAAACCAAAAGAAACACCGUCCGGGAGGAUCAAGGUUUCUCCUGUACCAGUAAUUUUGAAGGAAACUAGAGAUUAUGCUGCAAAUCUUGGAAUUGAGAAAUUGAUUGUAUGGUCUGAUGAUUGCUCUGCUCAAUAUAAAUCUAAACUGCCAUUUUAUUUUGCUGCUGGAGCACCUGAUGAGCGAGCUUACUUUGGUUCUCGUCAUGGGAAAGGACCAUGUGAUGUCUGUGGUGGUGUUGUCAAACGAAUUUUAGAUGAUGAUUUCAUGUCUGGAGAUGUAAUAAUACAGAGUGCUGAAUCCAUGUACAAUCAUCUAAAUUUAGGUACCUCAAGGUUGAAUGACUCUUUCUUAGAACAGACCAUGGGAUUUGUUGAUGCAACUGUAGAUAAAUCAAGCUGGCAGAAUGAAAAUGUCUGCUUGGUUGUCUGCAGUUUGAUUGAAAGACAAUAUAAUGCAAUCAUGUCAUAA